AUGGCAAACCACCAGCCAAGUAUCACCAUUGAGUCAGGAUACCGCCCUGGAUUUCUGGCGAGAUGUCUAGAGAUGCACAUAGCAUACUACCAUCCCUUCAACUCAUGGGGUCUACAAUUCGAAACCGAGGUCGGAAAGGGCUGGGCUGACCUCCUCCAAAGACUCGAGUCCAACCCCCGUAACCAGGUCUUCGCGGCCGUUCAAUCCACACUCAACGAUGAUUCCGCAUCUUUCACCCAGAAGAUCGUAGGGACCAUCAUGGUUGACGCAGAGCACCUACAACAGCCGGGAACUGCGCAAAUCCGUGGCUUCAUCGUGGAUGAGCGAGCGAGGGGUCUUGGUGCUGGAAGGCGUUUGCUUGCGGCUGCCAUGGAGUUUAUCCAAAAGCAGGGGUUUGAUAAGGUAACUCUUUUUACCUCGAGCACUCAGGAAGCUUCUUUGUAUCUUUACAAGAAGGCUGGGUUCGUCAUUGUGGAGGACAGUGAGAAGGAUCUAUGGGGGGUUACGAUGAAUGAGUUGCAGCUUGAUUGGAAGCGACCAGUUGCAACCGGUCAAACCGAUUGUGUGCAGAAUGGUAUUGUGGAAGUACAGGAAGCAGAACAAGGACCAGAAUAG
Fusarium sp. VM40 is the source of this 615-nucleotide messenger RNA. Lineage: Eukaryota; Fungi; Ascomycota; Sordariomycetes; Hypocreales; Nectriaceae. The record is from the annotation of a GenBank genome assembly.